Molecule: messenger RNA, 255 nt
Organism: Prorocentrum cordatum
Lineage: Eukaryota; Dinophyceae; Prorocentrales; Prorocentraceae
Source: the annotation of a GenBank genome assembly
CAGCUUGACACCGCCAUCAAGCACAAGGCCAACAGCCUCCAGAAGGCGAAGCAGAUGGACCGCAAGGUGAUGCAGUGCUUCAAGGCGCGCGAGAAGGCCAAGAAAAAGGCCGAGGACGCCGAGUGCGCUUGGCUGCAAGCGCGCGAGCACGCUGUGGACUUGCAUGGGCAGCACGAUCGGGCAAGGAAGCUGGUAAUCGACACAGGGGGCUUGCACAGGGCACGGGGGCGCAAGGCCUUAGGCUUCGGCGCGUGA